Molecule: messenger RNA, 1297 nt
Organism: Carlito syrichta (Philippine tarsier)
Lineage: Eukaryota; Metazoa; Chordata; Mammalia; Primates; Tarsiidae
Product: PTB domain-containing engulfment adapter protein 1-like
Exons: 4
Coding region: 7-525 (172 amino acids)
Source: RefSeq, a predicted model, not a curated record
CACCAAAUGUCUGAUCAUGAGCAACAUGGGUUUCAGAGAUGCCUAUCCCCUUUCUGGUGUAGUAGUGAUGAUUCCUCUCCCUGUCUCAAUAUUUCUUCCAUCUCUGUCACUCCUGUCAACUUGCCUGAUUCCAGACUGUCAUUGGGACCGUUAAUACCACCACCUUCUAAAUGUGGCCUUCUCAAACCAGUCAGUGAGAGCAGCAUCCCAAGACCUCAUGCAGGCAGUAUGACACCUAAGUCACCCUCCACUGACAUCUUUGAUAUGAUUCCGUUUUCUCCAAUAUCACAUCAGUCUUCAAUACCUACUCGCAACGGAACACAGCCACCACCAGUACCUAGUAGAUCUACUGAGAUUAAACGGGACCUGUUUGGAGCAGAACCUUUUGACCCAUUUAACUGUGGAGCAGGGGAUUUUCCUCCAGAUAUUCAAUCAAAAUUAGAUGAGAUGCAGGAGGGGUUCAAAAUGGGACUAACUCUUGAAGGCACAGUAUUUUGUCUCGACCCAUUAGACAGCAGGUGCUGAUGUCAAGAACAAGAGAUCCCAACUUAUGUUAAAUGUGUUUAUAUAUAUGCCUCAUUCAUUAUUACUUUAAGAUAGUAUUAUACAUGUGCCAAUGUUUUUGAGUAUCUUAACACUUUGAAAAUUAUUUCAGUAAAAUUUCCUCACUUUCACUAUGGAUCUGUAAUUUUUAUUUUUUUAAAAACUUACUAUAAAAUAUUUCAUAAUUUUGCCUUCCUUUCUUCUUUUGUUGUAGAUGAAUUUAUAAUUGAAAGGCAAAUUACACAAAUGUCUGCCUUGUGUCUGAGUUCUAAGUAAUUAGCAGCUUGAAAUUUGGUUCACUUUUUAGGCUGCUAGUUGUUUAUUGAUACCCCAAAAGCCAUAAUGAUACCUUUUAAAAUUCUGAAGAGAUUAAUACCAAUGCCAAAUGAAAUGUGGUCUAUUUUCAGCCCAAUAAGCAUGUUAUCAUUCAUUAGACAGAUAUCAUUUUAUGUAUAAAAUGCUGUUCACAUCACUGAGAAAAUGUAAACAUUGAAUAUAAUGCCACCAGAUCACUAAUUUUUAGCAGGCAAAACAGCAAGAAUAUAAAUUCCAAUAAUAAACCAAAUAUCUCUAGAAUAUUUAUUAAUUAGCAAAUACAAGGUGAUAAUGUAGUUAUUAUCAGUUGUGCUCUAAAUAUUUAAUUUUUUAUAUAUAAAGAUUGUGAAAAAUGAAAAUUUGCUAUUUACAAAAAACUUAAAAUAAAAUUUUACUUCAAAUUAGAUGUUAUAAUUUCUAAACAUCAUCUGAUUCAAUA